AUGGCACUUAACACCGAAGCAGACGCAAGGGCCCCGGCCGUGUCCCGCCGCCAGCGGCCGGGUCCCGCGUGUGAUGAGUGCCGACGCCGCAAGCUGCGCUGCGAUGGGCAACAACCCCAAUGCAGGGUCUGUCAAGAAAGAGGCGUGGUAUGUGAGGUGACGCAGCGUGGUGUUCGAGGACCAAAGAAGGGGCACUUGAAGGCCCUGAAGAAUCGGGUCGUGCAUCUGGAAGCUCUGUUAGAGAAUCGUUUUCCGGCUCAGCAGCAACAGCCGCAACAAGAUAUUCAGGACAACACUCAAAGCAGUAAUGAGUUGAUGCCCUCGGCAUCGUCUAUCGAUGUGGCAGAUACUGCUGUGGUUGAUACCUCGGAGCCUUGGUUGCCAAAUGCUACAACAUCCUUCCCAGGUGCCAUUUCGCCUGACUUUUCUUCUUGGUUUUCGGCGACCUUGCCUGUCUCCAGCAUCAAUAUUCCUCCUGAUGCUUUCUUCCAAGAUGAACUAUACCAGCUCUACUUAGACCGAGUACACCAGUCAAUACCUAUCCUUCACCAACGGCGAUACCUAUUAUGGUCCAAGUCCAGCACCAAGACAGCCCAGCAAAGAUGCUUGCAGUAUGCCAUGUGGACAGUGGCAUCAUUACUUUCAGCCCAAUUCCGCGACAUAACAGAACCUCUAUACCAGCAGACAAGGCAGAUGCUAGAGUAUCUUAGUGUCGAUGGCAAUGAGCACAACAACAUUAGCACACAGCUAGCCCAGGCAUGGGUGCUUGUCGUGACAUUUGAGUCAAUGCGGGCCUACCACCGACAGGCGUGGAUGAGCGCUGGCCGGGCUUUUCGUUUGGUUCAGGCCAUGCGCUAUCAUGAAAUCGACAGUCCCAUUGACAAGCGUGGUUUCUCAUCUCCUCAAUGCGGUGACUUGAUUGAGGUCGAAGAGAAGCGGCGAGUGUUCUGGAUGGCCUAUUUCCUCGAUCAUGUCAUUAGCAUGCGCGAUGACUGGCCCAUCACACCGAAUGAGCAUGCGAUCUACACCAGACUACCAGCUCCAGACGCGGAGUUUCAGAGCGGACAGUAUGAGCUAGGACUUUUCCUAUCCGAAGCCAUGGCCGAGCCUACUCUCAACGUCCGGUCUUCAUUCAAUGAGUGCCUCAUCCUGGCUACUAUUUGUGGGCGCAGCCUGCUCCAAAGCCAAAGGUAUCACAUCGCCGAGGCGUACGGCGACAUGACCCUCGACUGGGCAGAGCAGCGCCCAUGGCUAGAUACUCUCCUGACAACCCGGCUUCAGGUGAUGAUGCAAUGCUAUCCAUCCCCAGCCAAAGCAUAUGACCCGUUGCUGCUGUUUGUCCACAUCCUGAGCCAGGCCAGUAUGAUCUACUUCUACAAGACCAUGGCCGAGUCGGCGGCAAGACGCAGCAUCAACACUGUACAGGGAAACAGUGGAGUGUCUUGCUAUAAAAGUCGAGCUCUGGAAGCGUCUGCAACUAUAAUCCGCCUCGCCAUGACGCUGUGCGAGCUGCCUUUUUCCAAGAUCCAUCCGUUAAUGCCCAUUCCAUUAUUUCUCUGCGCUGAGUUCCUUUACGCCAACGUACAUAGCGGUGAGAUAUUCCAAUUGCGUCUCCAGGAGCUAUUGCAUAUCUUUCGCGAACUGAAAAACGUCAAUAAUCACCAGCAGAGCUACUUGGAUCUGUUGCCGCAGUUAUGCAUACCCAAAAGCAAUGAGUUAUUUGGCCAUGGUGUCGCGGGGAGUGAUCUUAACUAG
Molecule: messenger RNA, 1755 nt
Organism: Penicillium alfredii
Lineage: Eukaryota; Fungi; Ascomycota; Eurotiomycetes; Eurotiales; Aspergillaceae
Product: transcription factor domain-containing protein
Exons: 4
Coding region: 1-1755 (584 amino acids)
Biological process (GO): regulation of DNA-templated transcription; DNA-templated transcription
Cellular component (GO): nucleus
Molecular function (GO): DNA binding; zinc ion binding; DNA-binding transcription factor activity, RNA polymerase II-specific
Source: RefSeq, a predicted model, not a curated record